Molecule: messenger RNA, 1680 nt
Organism: Aspergillus aculeatus ATCC 16872
Lineage: Eukaryota; Fungi; Ascomycota; Eurotiomycetes; Eurotiales; Aspergillaceae
Product: pH-signaling protein PalC
Exons: 2
Coding region: 1-1680 (559 amino acids)
Biological process (GO): cellular response to pH
Cellular component (GO): plasma membrane
Source: RefSeq, a predicted model, not a curated record
AUGGUCUACGCCUUCACCCUUCCGACCACCUCUCAUCUCUCCUUUCAGAACUUCCUCUCAUCCAGCACACAUCCAUCCCUCCCGCAAGCAGCCACCACCGCCCGGCAUGCCCUGCGUCAGGCACUCAAAGCCCACAAGCGUCUACCCCGCGGCCCGCAACAAGACGCGCACCUAUCCACCCUCCUGACCACCCUCACUACCUACCUCCCCUAUCUCGAAGCCAUCUCCAGCGGUCUAAGCAGCAAGCCCAGCGACGCGACCAGCGAAGAGAUCGAGAUCACCCUGCACAGCGAAAUCGUCACCUUCUGGCGCCCGACUCUCACCACCGCACCCAGCACCACCCUAUCACUCAAACACCUCCCUACCUCCCCAUCCGCCUUUUCACCCAGCAGCGGAGGCGGAGGCGGCAGCAAAUUUCUCGGCGGCAGCGGCCACCGGAUCCGCGGCGAGGGCAUUGACUUCGAGAUUGCCUACGUGCUCACGACGCUGGGCUAUGUGCUCAGCCUGCUGGCGCACACGGGGCUGAUGCGGACGCUGUACGCCGCGACGACCCCGACGCCGGACCAACGCACCGCCGCCGUCCAAACGGCAACCCGAUACCUCCUGCAAGCCAGCGCCAUCCACAAUCUCCUCGCCUCAUCCCCUGCCUUCGCGACCGCCGCCCGCGCCAUUGCCGCGUCGACGUCGACAACAUCGACAUCCCCGCAAGCAGCCACCACCACCACUUCUACCGCAACAACCCCUUCCCUCCCUGACCUCGACCCAGGCACCCAAACCGCGCUCUCCGCCCUCGCCCUCGCAGAAGCCACCCUUCUCGCCGUCCUGAAGGAUGACUCCUACGUCUUCGCCUGCAUUCAGGCCCGGAAUCCCCGGGACAAGGAUUGGAUGGUGCGGGCGCCGGAGAUCCCCAAGGUGCGCGCGCACCUGUUUGCCCGCCUGUGUAUCCGGGCGGCCGAGUACGCGGAGCAAGCGGCGGCGGGGCUGGGGUCCGUCGUGGGGAAAACCGGGAAGACCGGUGCCAUUGAGGAGGAGCUGCUGGGGUACACGCGGGUGCUGGGACGGGUGGCGCGCGCCCGCGCGUGUCGGUUCUUCGGGGUUGAUGCGGAGUUGGCGGGGAAGAUCGGGGAGUCGAUCGCGUGGUUGCAGGCGGCCAAGGGGGCGCUGGGGGUGAGAAGCCGCGGUGGCGGCGGCGCGAAGACGGAGGCGGAGAAGGAGGUUGGGUCGAAGGGGGGUAGUAAGUUCUCCAGGUUCAAACAGGGGUUCAAGGAGAAACUCGAGGAGAAGAAGAUGGAGAAGGAUGCUGGGUCGCAGGGUGGUAGUGUUGAUAAGAAGGAGCUCGGGCCGGGAGACAAUGCGGGGAGAGACGAGGAGGGACGGGUGAUUGAGAUGUUGGAGACCAAGUGGGUGCGGAUGAACAAUACGAUUAACACCCAGUUGAUACCGCCGUCGGCGGAUCUGUUGGCGAAUUUACCUUCGGGUCGUGAUAUUCAUGCUCCGCCGGGUGCGUACCGGAUCCCCUCGCUGGACGAGGAGCAGCUGGUGCGCAUGCGUGCGCCGCCGGCGGAGGAUGAGUUUGGGCCGGGCAGCGAUGUCGAGGAGAGCGAUGAGGAGCCUGCUGGUGUGUCGAGGGUGUGGACGCCUGGGACCGUGCCGGGGCGGACGGAUAGUGCAUAUUAUUGA